GGGAGGUCCCGGGGCCGCGACAUGGAGCCGGUGAGCGAGUGGAUCCACCACCGCUUCCCCGCGGUGCGGAGCCUGGGCACGGACGCGGUGGAGCAGCUGCUGCGGGAGGAUCGGGAGCGGCUGCUGCUGCUGGAUGUCCGCAGUCCGGCGGAGUAUGAGGUCAGUCACCUGGAGGGAGCCGUUCGCGUUGACCCCGAGACCACCGACAUGGAGCAGGUGGUCAGGGAGCUGGGUCCGGCAGAAUGUUUGAAGGAUAAAGAGGUGGUGUGCUACUGUACGGCUGGGUACCACGGUUCGGAGAUGGCACAGAAACUCCACAAGGCUCUCGUGUCGGGCUCUGAGCAGGAGGGGCAGGAGUCCCCGAAGGUCUACAACCUGGACGGAGGGCUGGUGAAGUGGGCCAACGAGAGGAAGCCCAUCGUGGACGGCAAGGAGCAGCCCACCCAGCUGGUCCAUCCCUACAACAAGGUGUGGGCUCAGCUGCUGGAGCCCGAGCUCAGGGCCCCAAUCUGAUCCCAGCCGGAGACUCGCCGCUCCUGAUCCCACUGGCAUCCCCUGGCAAGUGGUAAUUUUGGGACUGAAAAUUAGGUAGAGAAUGUAGCUUGGAUUUCUGUGUACAAACAGGAUCUGAGUCUGAUACAUUGGCAAACUAAUCAGUAAAAUGCCUGUGGAUAAAUGAUCAAAAUAAAGAGCCGUCUGCUCACCACAGACUGGCCUUUCCCACCUGAAA
Molecule: messenger RNA, 730 nt
Organism: Pristis pectinata (smalltooth sawfish)
Lineage: Eukaryota; Metazoa; Chordata; Chondrichthyes; Rhinopristiformes; Pristidae
Product: tRNA uridine(34) hydroxylase-like
Exons: 3
Coding region: 22-513 (163 amino acids)
Source: RefSeq, a predicted model, not a curated record